This is a messenger RNA of Manduca sexta (tobacco hornworm), 3050 nucleotides long. RefSeq names its product charged multivesicular body protein 4b (gene shrb). The transcript has 5 exons. NCBI's taxonomy places the organism in Eukaryota, Metazoa, Arthropoda, Insecta, Lepidoptera, Sphingidae. The record is from RefSeq and is a predicted model, not a curated record. Gene Ontology annotation, cellular component: multivesicular body; cytoplasmic side of plasma membrane; ESCRT III complex. Bases 132 to 800 code for a protein of 222 amino acids. Gene Ontology annotation, biological process: late endosome to vacuole transport via multivesicular body sorting pathway; vesicle budding from membrane.
AUGUUCCGAUUGUCAAUGGGAUGACGCAUAGUCUACAAAAAGAAAUAAUUAUCGUUUCGUAUGUGUAAUUACUCAAUAAUUUUGCGAUAAAGCGAAUUAUUUACUAUUUCAAGUUAUUAUAAUAUCAAAAAAUGAGUUUCCUAGGGAAAAUAUUUGGUGGUAAAAAGGAGGAAAAAGGGCCCACGACACAUGAGGCGAUACAGAAAUUACGCGAGACAGAGGAAUUACUCAUCAAAAAACAAGAGUUUCUAGAAAAGAAAAUCGACCUAGAGAUACAAACAGCAAGAAAGAAUGGCACAAAGAAUAAGCGCGCGGCAAUCGCGGCACUCAAGCGCAAGAAGCGUUACGAGAAGCAGCUUACCCAGAUCGAUGGAACGCUCACGCAGAUCGAGGCGCAGCGGGAAGCGCUUGAGGGCGCCAACACCAACGCUCAAGUACUGAACACCAUGAAGGAGGCGGCCAACGCGAUGAAGCUCGCCCAUAAAGAUAUUGACGUGGACAAGGUACACGACAUAAUGGACGACAUAGCGGAACAGCACGACAUAUCGCGCGAGAUCACCGAAGCAAUCAGCAACAACGUCGCGUUCCCCAACGAUAUCGACGAGGACGAGCUUGAGAGGGAGCUUGAGGAGCUUGAACAGGAGGAUCUGGACAAGGAGAUGCUGGGCAUCAACGUGCCGACGGACAAGCUGCCGGAUGUGCCCGCCUCCGAGCUGGUGCACGACAAGCCCAAGCCGAGCAGGUCCAAGCAGACUGAGGACGAUGAGGAACUGGCCCAACUGCAGUCGUGGGCGACAUAGAUCCGCGCCUUUACAACAUGUGAUAUAUUUACUUGUAGCGUUAAUUGUGUAUAGUAUCAGUUUUGUUUGCCAGUGCAUAUUGAUAAAUCACACGAUUCUAGCUUACAGUCUAUUUGAAGAGCUAUUUUAGUUUAGAAUGGAUGUUUGAAAAAUGGUCCUUCGAACCAGAAUUUUUAUCUGUAUCUUCAAACAUAUAGGGUAGGAAUUAAUGCCUUGAGUAUCGACAUUUUUCAGUGUUUCUAUCGAUACAUAAUACUGAUAAUUUCACAAUACUAAUCGAUUGUCGAUAUAAAACAUCGGUUACAAAUAUUCGAAGAUUAGUGUGCUCAAAAUGUAGAAUCUCUGAAAAAUAAGCACUGUCAAGCCAAACUGAAAUAUAAAUAUGUAUUUAACGUCAAUAUUGCUUGAGACCCUUUAAUCUGCCUUAUAUAUAGUCUAAAUAUUGAUAGGAUUCGGAAUGCGUACGGCAGAUUUGUUUUGAAUUUAUUUUUUACACUAACAUUAAGUUACAUACAAUAUAGUUGGCAUUUGUCAUGCAAAAAAAAAGCGUACACAAAAAAAAAAUUAGUAUAAAAGAUUUUCAAUGGCUUGGCCGAAAUAAAAAAAAGAGAUUGCAAUUAUUUUUUUUUUAUUAAAAACGCAAUUUUACAAAAGAUUCGCGGUUGGAAACAUUCACGAAUUGUUGGUUGUUAUAUUGAAAGGAAAAAUCUAUAUGAAAUAAUUAAAAUCUUCGAGUAUAGUCUAAUGAUUUAGCACAUUUCACUAUGAUAAUUCAUCAGUUAACAAUAUCACAUUUUUUGUGUGUUAAAAAAUUCCGCGUGGAAUUUAAAUUGUCAUAGAAUUCAUAAAAAAAGUCUCAGAAGCAAAACCUCCGAUAAAUUACAGGAAAAAAAGGCAAAUGGAAAGAUACUGUCGUUUAAUUAAAAAUGGCGAGGAGUUACAAUUAGGAAGCACUUUCUUUCGUGCCUAGAUCACUAUCAGUGUAAUAGCAUAGAAUGAAACGAGCAAAUAGCUCGCACGAUGUUAUGGUGGUAGGAUAUUUGUAUCCGCCCGGAUAGCGACCACCGUAAACAAGCAGUCUUACUUAUAAAAAAUUCGCAAAGCUAUGCUUAGUUAAAACACAAAUUUACUCGAUCAGCUGUAAGUCAAAACCCACCAUCUUGCCUUUUAAUAAGGUUUAAACUAGGAAACCGGUGAUGUUUUUGACAGCUAUUUAAGCAAUUCUUAACCAUCUCUUAACGCUAAAACAAGUUUAUAAGUAAGACUGAAGGACUCAAACCACUACGUGGCCACUCAAAGCCCACGUAAGUCGCGUUCCGGGAUCAGCCUGUGUAUAUCCGUUUCAAACAGGCCGACAUAAUUGUGUCGACUGGCGUCAUGUAAAACUACCUCUCGCCAGCGACCUCACACAGCGUUUCUCAACGGUUCAAUUUGUUAGCAAUUUUCUUCUUCGUGAAAUGUAGAAACAGCUUUCAACGUACUCUCAUAUAGUAUUAACUGCCAUUUUCGAUAAACUAUUCCAAUCGCUCUUUCGAUCCUUCGCGAAAAUUGACCAAUCAGAACAAAGAUUUUUUAACAAGACAAAUGGCUUAUUAUGAUUGGUCUAUUCUCAGGAUCGAAGCGAGGAUUAAAUGGUAUAUUGUAAACCGCGGUUAGGAACCUUCGAGAAGCGAGCUUGUUCAAUUUCAAAGAUCGGCAGUUAUUCCUCUGAUGUUGGAUAUUUAUGGCUUGCUCACCAUCAGAUUGUAUGAGACCUAUAUGUAAGUACUUGCAGCAGUGGCGAAUGUUCAUAUAACAUGCAUGCUCCUAUAAUUGAAGAGGCACGUCACAUUGCUAAUUGUACAAAUGCUACGACAUUGUCUUUAUUAUAUGCCGCGUAUCCUUCGUAGGAGGUCCUUAAAUAAAUAAAUAAAUAAAUAACCAGAUUCCUGCCGGCUUGCCUUUAUCUGGAAUCUAAUUAUCAUUAGAUUUGUAGACCGCAUUCAUGCAUGUAAGUACAUAUAUGUUAUGUCGGGUUCCCUUUUGGAAAAUUUCACCUUUCUCCACUGACUUGUACUAUGGAAUACUUACAUCCACAUAUGUAACCUCAAAAGGAGGUAACUAUCAAUAGUAAUUCUUCACUUAUUUAAAUUAAUAGGGCAUUCUUCCAUUAAGCGGUUAUAUACGGACAGCACUGAGCGCAUAUAUAUAUAAGUAUUUUUAAGCUGUAAUAAUUUGUGCAUAUGGUUUAAUAAAUUUUUAUUUUAAGAA